Molecule: messenger RNA, 3867 nt
Organism: Olea europaea var. sylvestris
Lineage: Eukaryota; Viridiplantae; Streptophyta; Magnoliopsida; Lamiales; Oleaceae
Exons: 4
Coding region: 451-3516 (1021 amino acids)
Source: RefSeq, a predicted model, not a curated record
CACUGUUCUCAGAAGGUUGAUUGUUUUUGUGAGGAUUUCUUAUCUGGGAUCUCUCUCACUAGAAAAAUAAUAAUAAACAUUACUUGUAGUAAUAUAUACACUUGCAAAAGUUCUUUCUUUUCAUAUUUUUUCUUUAGAACUUGCUUUAUUUUUUCCUUCUUAUUUUCACAGGGAGAGAGAGAGAGAGAGAGUGGCCCAGUAGAUAGAAAUCUUCAAUCUUUAGUUGAGUUUGAUGAGGAUCCAAGCUUCUUCAAUGGGGUUAUCAAACCUCUUACUUUAUUUUUCGAUUUUUUGUAUUUGAUAGUCAUAAUCACUUUUGCUCUUUUUGGCCUAUUUUUUUGUGGCUUUUGCUCUGUUCUGUAGUGUAAGAAAAACUCUGAAUUUUCAAUGAUUCUGAUAAGGGUUCUUCAGGGGGAGUGAUUCAGGAUGUGGGUCUAAGGGUAUUACUUCAUGAGGAACCUCAACGAAGAUUCUAGCUGCAGUAGCUGGCCCUUAUCUUAUGGAGAUAAGAACUUAACAAAUGUGCAAUGUUACAAUGGGUUCACGCCGAGGAUUAUAACAGAUGGAUAUCCUGGGUAUGAUAAGAAUGCUUUAAGGCAGAAAAUACUUGAACAUGAGGCGGUUUUCAAGAAUCAGGUUAAUGAACUCCAUCGUCUUUAUGGAAUUCAAAGGGACAUGAUGGAAGAAAUCAAAAGGAAAGAACUACAUAAACAUUGGGAAUCAGUCGGACCAUCAUCGUCAUCAAGUCGUCAAGUAUCUCAAAUGCCACAGGACAACACUCAAACAUGGUGUACAACGGGCUCCCCCUUGUUAAAUUCUGGUUAUGGUAAAACAUCCACUUCAGGAGUCGAAAUUGUUAAUUCUCCUCUGAGUUGUACAAAAGGGUACAAUAUGCCGGCUGGUCAUAGCCCAUUGCAAAAUGGGUGUUCUUCAAAGGAUUUUGAAGAAUUGAACUUGAGACCCACUAAGAUAAGGAAGAAGUUGUUUGAUCUUCAACUUCCGGCUGAUGAGUACAUUGAAACUGAAGAAAGGGAAAAGUUACAAGACAACAAAAUAUCCAGCAUUUUGAGUUACACUUCGAAUGAAGAUCAAAAAGUUAUACCCGAAAGAAGUAUGGAGAUUUUCCUUGGUGCCUCCGCUAAUGGAAAGACUUGUCACCAGAAAGAUGCUUCGGGUUCUGGGUCCUGUUUGAGGAGCUUUUCUGGUUUGGCAGAUCUAAAUGUACCUGUUCAGCUUGACGAAGCAACAGCUCCUUCAUCAGCUGAUUUUCUUGGUCAUACUUCCAACCAUGGAGAGGAGAUUAAACGCAUAAGUCAGUCUACUAAACCAAAUGUGGGAUUUCCUUUCUUAAAUUCGUUUCGUGAUAGCAAAGUCAAUGCAAGGGGGUUGCUCUCCCAUAUGAAUGAAGCAGGGCCCAGUAAAGGCAACCCGAAUUUGGUAACUCAAAGUUUCCAAAAAGAUAAGGUUACUAUACCUUCUCAUCCUGCAGAAGUCCUGCUUAACCAGGCUCAUCAUCCUCCUGGAUUAUAUCCAACUGGACAUAGUGGGGAAGUUAUAUGGAGAAAUGGGCUGGACCAUGGUUUAGAAUCCUCAAAUAGGAAUAGCAGUUGCUCCAAUUACAGCCAUUUGGAUCCUGCUGUGGCUUCUCAUAUCCCCGAUCCAAACCCAUUUGUUCAUUCUGGUUUUGCAAAUUCACUGUCUCACUCUGUCCCAUCUUGGGCAAAGCCAACAAGUAGCCUUGGUCAAAAGAUAACCACAUUGAGUAGGAGUAUGCAGCCAUCUACUCAAAGUCAGGAAUCUUUUGGAGACAAGUGGAAUGGUAGUUAUCGGUUGAAUCCAGGCUCAGAAAGUGAUGUGGCAAUCUGUAAUGGGUUCUAUCAUGGGUCUGUCUCAGGAUCCAAAGAACCAGUUCAUUUACCUUCAUCCGGCUUUGAUUUUCUUAAGUGUGGUAGGGGUGAUAAUGUUGCAUCUGAACGCUCAGUGAAUCCUGGAUUUGAGAAGUUUCUUAAUGGUGCCAAUCAUGUGAACUUGAACGGGGUAACGACACAGAGUUCUCCAAAUGAGGCUGUUUCUCAGAAAUAUUUUAAUAUGAUGGAUAGAAAUAGUGCUGCCAAAGACCAUUUAUCGGUGUUUCCUUGGCUUGGAUGCAAAACAGUUGACAAAAAGGAGGCUGCCAAAGCUAGGAAGCUAGAGCACUCUGAAAUCUUGGGUUCCCUUCAAGCUUUUUCUAAUCCAUUGCAUUUUAGGAGUGAAACAGUAAGAGAUCUUAAUCAAGUGUUCACUUCAAAUAUCUCUCUGGCUUCAAAUGAUUGUGAGAUCAAGGCUAAGGGGGAGAUAGGCAAGACUGAGAAUAGUCAGAAAAUUCUCGGGUUUCCGAUUUUUGAAAUCCUCAAUACCCCUAAGCAUGAGUCAUCAUCACUUUCUACCUCAGUGACUCUUGAUUGCCCUUCUGAAGGAAAGAAUGUAAAAAAUGAAAAGAAAAAUAUAUUAAUUGAUAUUAAUCUUGCUUGUGAAUCCGAGGAGCAGAUAGAUGCUGAAGAACUGAUUGUAGAGAACAAACAGCAUUCGAUGGGUACCAUUAUCAGGAGUCAAAUUGAUUUGAACACUUGUAUUACUGAGGAUGAAGAUCCAUCUGCACCUUCUGUUGCAAGCAACAGCGCCAAUGUGAAGGUCGUAAUGGAGAUAGAUCUAGAAGCCCCGGUUCUUCCUGAGAUGGAGGAUGAUAUUAUACCUGGCAAAGAAGAUAGACAAAAUAAGGCAUCUUUGCAAUGUACUGAAAAUAAGGCCGAGCAUGUACAGGAUGAAGUUGUCAGGAAUGCGGCCAAAACAAUAUUUGUCAUCUCAUCAUCUUGCCAGCAAAUUCGCAGUGAGGAUACAAUUUGUUACUUGUCAGAAGCUUCUUUGGCAGAAUCAAUCCUCUGGUUCGCAGAUGUUGUCUCGUCAUGUGCGAAUGAAUUGAAAGGAAAAGAUGAUGCAACUAUUCAAGAUCUUCCCAAGGAGAUAGACGAUUUUGAGGCCAUGACAUUGCAACUCACGGAGACCAAGGAAGAAGACUACAUGCCUAAGCCAAUUGUUCCCGAAAUCUUAAAUGUUGAAGAAAUGGGAACCACUUCAUUACCAAGUAGAUCCCGAAGGGGCCACGCGAGGAGAGGAAGGCAACGGAGGGACUUUCAGAGGGACAUCCUUCCCAGUUUGGCAUCAUUGUCAAGGCAUGAAGUCACCGAGGAUAUUCAGAUAUUUGGAGGGCUGAUGAGAGCCACUGGCCAUUCUUGGAAUUCGGGAUUGAUUAGAAGAAAUGGCACGAGAAAUAGUGGAGCUCGGGGAAGGCGAUGUAAACUCGUUGACACUACGCCCGCACCUGUUGAAAGUCCGGUUUGCACUCCGCUGAUGCAAAAACUUAACAAUGUUGAGGUUGGUUUGGAGGAUAGAAGCCUAACAGGGUGGGGAAAGACAACUAGACGUCCCCGCCGACAAAGAUGCCCUGCAGGUAAUCCUCUAAUCGUCUCCUUAACCUGAAAUGGAUAAGAGGUAAAUGUAUUGCUUUCCCUCAGCAAGACCUUAGGAAGCUUGUUUAAUGACGUUCGGGAAUGAGUUGAUCGAUAAAUGUCAUUGUAGCUUAUAAUUUGUGACUUGGUAUCAUAUAGAAAUAAUGUUGUCUGAUUUUCUUUUGGAUACACUCCGAAUAUCUUCUGUGAGGUAAAUUAUGUUAGACAGAAUACAAAUUUUUUUUGGUCUUGAAACGUCUGUAAUAGCAAGGCUAAAACCUGUGGUAUUGCUCUAUUUUCACUAAAUAAACAUUAGGUGUGUUUGUAAGUACUCUUUCGUUAUCGUACAAGGGUCGAGCUUAGUACUCAACAUAAUUGAAGA